Messenger RNA from Ipomoea nil (Japanese morning glory), 1926 nucleotides. RefSeq names its product LEC14B homolog. NCBI's taxonomy places the organism in Eukaryota, Viridiplantae, Streptophyta, Magnoliopsida, Solanales, Convolvulaceae. The coding region runs from base 254 to 1672 and encodes 472 amino acids. The record is from RefSeq and is a predicted model, not a curated record. Gene Ontology annotation, biological process: proteasome-mediated ubiquitin-dependent protein catabolic process. Gene Ontology annotation, molecular function: protein binding. Gene Ontology annotation, cellular component: Cul4-RING E3 ubiquitin ligase complex. The transcript has 10 exons.
CUCCCCUUUUCCACCUGCUGUCCAAAAUAAGAUUUUCAAUCCUUCUCUUUCUCUCUCUCAACAGCGAAAAUAUCAAACACUCUCCACACUUCACUUUCCUCUCAGACAAUUUUCGCUAGGUGAAGUCUGAGAUUUCAAAGCGUUCUCGAUUAAAAGAAUCACAGGGUUAAUCUAGUUGAUUUCGGUCAAUCAGUGUUAUAUCUUGCAGUCGAGGGAAUGUUUGUAUAGUUUACGAUAAAACGAAGUAUUGGCAAUGAGUAGUUCUAGAAGGUGCUUUGAUGUUUGUGAAGAUAAAAAUAGAGAUAGAGUAGUGCGUGGCGAUGGAAUGGAUAGUCUUGAUCAUGAAAUUGUGCAACUCACAAGGGUUUGUUCUAGUCCCCAUCCGGGGCUCUGUGGGGCCAGACCUGGCAAGGUGACUUUACAUGUUUCACCAGUGAAAAUGUUAGGAGGCAGGGAAGUAAAUUAUAAUGGGAGAGGUAGAUUCACUUCGGCUGAGUGCUGUCAUGUUUUAAGCCGGUAUUUGCCCGUUUAUGGUCCUUCAGUAGUAGAUAAAAUGAGAAGUUGCGCAUAUGUAUCACAGUUCUCUGCUGAUGGUUCUCUAUUUGUCGCAGGUUUUCAGGAUAGCGAUAUUAAAAUAUAUAAUGUUAAUCGUGGGUGGAAAGUUCAGAAGGUCAUCCGUGCCAAGAGCUUGCGAUGGACAGUCACAGAUACAUCACUUUCGCCGGAUCAACGUUUUCUUGUUUAUUCUAGUAUCUCACCUAUUGUUCAUAUUGUUGAUGUUGGAUCCGGUACAAAAGAGUCUGUCGCUAAUGUUACGGAAAUUCAUGAAGGUCUAGAAUUUUCUUCAGAUGUUGAUGACUAUGAUGAUUAUUCUUUUGGAAUCUUCUCUGUUAAAUUUUCAACAGAUGGGCGAGAACUUGUAGCUGGCAGCAGUGAUGAUUCAAUCUAUGUUUAUGAUCUUGAAACAAAAAAACUAAGCCUUCGAAUCGAUGCUCAUAAGUCUGAUGUUAAUGCUGUAUGCUUUGCUGAUGAAACCGGCCACCUCAUAUAUUCUGGGAGUGAUGAUAACCUUUGUAAGGUUUGGGAUAGACGUUGCUUUGCUUCUGAACAGAAAGCAGCUGGGGUCCUCAUAGGCCAUCUAGAAGGCGUAACAUUCAUAGACACUCGUGGAGAUGGCCGUUAUCUUAUCUCAAAUGGGAAAGAUCAGGCAAUCAAGCUCUGGGAUAUCAGAAAAAUGUCUUCUAAUGUGAAUUACACUCCUAGGCCUCGAAAGUAUGAUUGGGAUUACAGAUGGAUGGACUACCCUGAGCAUGCAAGAAAUAAGAGACAUCCUCAUGACCUGUCAUUGACUACAUACAAAGGGCAUUCAGUCUUGCGUACACUGAUACGCUGCUACUUUUCUCCAGCGUAUAGCACGGGGCAAAAGUAUGUCUACACUGGAUCGACUGAUUCUUCUGUUUAUAUUUAUGACCUGGUGAGUGGUGCACGAGUUGCAAGGCUAGACUUUCACGAAGCACCCGUACGAGACUGCAAUUGGCACCCUUUCCUACCCAUGUUAAUCAGCUCCUCGUGGGAUGGUGUCAUCGCAAACUGGGAAUUUCCAGGUAACGGGGAUAGCCCUGUACCAGUAAUGCGGCCCAGAAGAUACAGGCAACCACAACUGAUAUGGUAAGCCAUAGCCACUUCUGCAUCUCUCUCAGACAACACAAAAUGUUUCCAAAAUCCUAAAAUUUAUAGUCUUAAUGUAAUAUGAAUUUGUGUACUUUCAAAACGUGUUCUGAAUCUUAACAGUAUAUUUCUUACCAGCAUGAAUUGCGCUGCGAGCCUUGGCCUAUGUUUAACAUUUACUUGUCCCUAUAUACAUAUACGAACAUACAUGUAUAUAUUUAUACCAAGGUCUAGUAAUAAAAAGUUCAUAUUCUUGUA